AUGGGCUAUUAUGAUAUAGAUGACAUCCUUUCGGAUGCUACGAAGUUCCCUUGCAGGUUCAACUAUAGCAUACCUGGGCUGGGAUACUUAGAAGGUAAUGUCGGCAAUCCGAUACAAAAGAACGCCAAAAUUGAACUACCACUCUGGUUGGCACGAGUAUUGGCAAUUAUAGGUGCAAAUGCCGAUGAAGACAGUGAAGAUGCAUUACCUUUCCUGGAACUUAUGACACCUGAUAUGCUAUCCACCCGGGUCAUGAAUGCAAUAAAAUCGAAUCCGGUUUCGCUUGAUGUCCACUCUAUAAAUUCACAUUUUUACGCGUUAGCAACGAAAUGGGCCACGCUAUUUAACGAUGCAUUGCUGGUCAAAAUACUAAAUGUUAUGAUUCUGGAACGGUCUCAAGAAAUAAAUAAUCAUGCCGCUAGUGUUUCAAUUGAUUCCAUGGUGAAAAAUGACCCGGGUAUGUUCUUACUUACACUUGAUGAAUCUGAGAAGCAAUUGUAUAAAGAUAGUCACAUAAGUUGCAAGGAAAUGAAACAGUGGAUGAUUCGAAGGUGA
Lachancea fermentati is the source of this 555-nucleotide messenger RNA. NCBI's taxonomy places the organism in Eukaryota, Fungi, Ascomycota, Saccharomycetes, Saccharomycetales, Saccharomycetaceae. The record is from the annotation of a GenBank genome assembly.